AAAAUAUUAUAAAAAUAUAUUUAACACUAGUGACUAUCUAAACUCUGAUUAUUCAAUAAUUAAAAAAAAAGCUUCUAUUCAUCAAACUCAACUUGACCUUGCUAGUUCUUUUCCGUUCAGCUACCGCGAUUGGAACAUGUCUUAUUCACCUGAAAGAAGAUCAGAAGAUUGGCCGGAGGAUUCAAAGAAUGGGCCAUCUAAGGAACCAGUCAGUUACGAUGGGCCUCCGGGUAUGGAGCCCGAAGGAGCGUUGGACACAAAUUGGCAUCAAGUCGUGGAAAGCUUUGAUGACAUGAAUUUGAAGGAAGAGUUAUUACGAGGAAUUUACGCUUAUGGUUUCGAAAAGCCAUCUGCAAUCCAGCAACGCGCUAUUAUGCCUUGCAUUCAAGGACGCGACGUUAUAGCUCAGGCUCAGUCUGGAACUGGGAAAACUGCAACAUUCUCCAUUUCAAUUUUGCAACAUAUUGAUACUAGUAUUCGUGAAUGCCAAGCUCUAAUUCUGGCGCCGACCAGAGAGCUGGCUCAGCAGAUCCAAAAGGUGGUAAUAGCUCUUGGUGAUCACUUGAAUGCUAAAUGCCAUGCUUGCAUUGGAGGCACCAAUGUGCGCGAGGAUAUUCGUCAGCUGGAAGGUGGUGUUCACGUGGUGGUGGGUACCCCCGGACGCGUCUACGACAUGAUUACCCGCCGUGCCCUCCGCGCUAACACCAUUAAGCUGUUUGUGCUUGAUGAAGCUGAUGAAAUGUUGUCCCGAGGUUUCAAAGACCAGAUCCAUGAUGUAUUCAAGAUGUUGUCGGCUGAUGUCCAAGUUAUCUUACUGUCGGCUACCAUGCCUGACGAUGUGUUGGAAGUAUCUCGAUGCUUCAUGAGGGAGCCAGUUCGUAUUCUUGUGCAGAAAGAGGAGCUUACCCUAGAAGGUAUUAAGCAGUUCUUUAUCUCCAUUGAAAUGGAAGAGUGGAAAUUGGAGACCCUGUGCGAUCUGUACGAUACUCUCUCCAUCGCUCAGGCUGUUAUUUUCUGCAAUACCCGUCGCAAGGUAGACUGGCUGACCGAGUCUAUGCACGAGCGUGACUUCACGGUGUCGGCCAUGCACGGCGACAUGGACCAGCGCGAGCGCGAGGUGAUCAUGCGGCAGUUCCGCACGGGCUCCUCCCGCGUGCUCAUCACCACCGACCUGCUGGCGCGCGGCAUCGACGUGCAGCAGGUCUCCUGCGUCAUCAAUUAUGAUCUUCCCACCAACCGCGAGAACUACAUCCAUCGAAUUGGACGAGGUGGACGUUUCGGCCGUAAAGGAAUUGCGAUCAACUUUGUUACUGAAUCAGACAAGAGGGCGCUGAAGGACAUCGAGGACUUCUACCACACGACUAUUACGGAAAUGCCCAGCGACGUGGCCAACCUCAUCUGAGGUGCCACCCAUCCCCGGUUCAUACUUUGUGUCCUGCGUUCUAUUGCGAUAUAUAUAAGGUGUGAGUAUUAGGAGGAACCUCCUAACUACUGCUGUGCCGAUUUUUUUAUUGGAACUCAUUUAAUUUGGACCGUCACUUGCGUUUUAGUUAAUUUAAUGAACGUAUAAUAGUAUAAUAGACGUAUCAAUAUAAGUUUAAUAUAUAUAGAAUAAGACCGGCCCGGCCGGAUGGCCCCCGUUCCGCGCAGGCCUCCCCGCAGCCUGCGGAGAGGUCUCAUCGGGUACUGGAGAGGCUAUUUCAAUCACAAAAGUACUAGAAGAAAGAAACAAUGUAUUGUAACUUUUUUUCCAGUUGUACAUAAUAUGGUAACUGUUUUUGUAAUACGAUAAUAAAUAUAUGAAAUAUCGUAA
This is a messenger RNA of Cydia fagiglandana, 1813 nucleotides long. It is a transcript of the gene eIF4A, whose product is annotated as eukaryotic initiation factor 4A. Bases 137 to 1402 code for a protein of 421 amino acids. The transcript is spliced from 7 exons. The record is from RefSeq and is a predicted model, not a curated record. Gene Ontology annotation, molecular function: ATP binding; RNA helicase activity; RNA binding. NCBI's taxonomy places the organism in Eukaryota, Metazoa, Arthropoda, Insecta, Lepidoptera, Tortricidae.